Messenger RNA from Serinus canaria (Common canary), 2906 nucleotides. It is a transcript of the gene METTL22, whose product is annotated as methyltransferase 22, Kin17 lysine. Gene Ontology annotation, biological process: protein methylation. Gene Ontology annotation, molecular function: protein methyltransferase activity. NCBI's taxonomy places the organism in Eukaryota, Metazoa, Chordata, Aves, Passeriformes, Fringillidae. Bases 869 to 2050 code for a protein of 393 amino acids. The record is from RefSeq and is a predicted model, not a curated record. Gene Ontology annotation, cellular component: nucleus. The transcript has 12 exons.
CCGGCAGGGCUGCGCUGGCUCCAGCGCCGAGCCCCGCCGGGACAGGGCAGGUUUGGAGCUGGCAGAGUUAACAGAAGUGCGCUGCUAGGGAUGCAGAGACUGCUUCUGAAGGCGGGAGUGUUGUGGGUGUGGAUAGGUAUGAUGGUCCGGCAGGGAGCUACUAAGUUGAUCACGGGUCUGAAGCAUCUCUUACGGGGAAAGGCUGAAGUUGAGAAGAGGUGACUGAAGGGGACCUUCUUAACGAGUAUAAACAUCAAAGGGAGGGCCCAGAGCAGGGACCGGGCUCUGCUCCCUGGGGCCCAGCAAUGGGGUAGGAGCAAAGGGCAGGAACUGAUGCCCAGGAAGCUCCACCUGAACGUGAGAAAAAAUUUCCCCAUGCACGGACCGAGCACUGGGACAGAUUGCCUACAGAGAGUGUGGAGUGUUCCUCACUGGAGAUACUCCAGAACCAUCUGGAGACGAUCCUGUGCUCCAGACUGAGCAGGGAGGUGGGACCAGAUGAGCCACUGUGGUCCCUUCCAGCCUGAACCAUUCCGUGAUUUUGUUCAAGCACAACUGGAUAAUAGCAAAUUUACUAUAAUCAUUUAAGAUGGGGAGGUUGUUUGUAACACAAGCAAAUUAGCAUCUCUUCCUAAAAUACAGAGUGGCUGCCAUGGAGCUACUAACAGGUUGAAUAUCCUGGUGAGUAACUUGUCUUGGAGUGUGGUGGAGCUUGCACGAUCUCACCUUCACAGAAACGAUGUUCUGAGAUUCCCUUGGUGAGCAAAACUUACUGGGCACCUGUAAAUGGAGGAGAAUGGAAUCCCUUUGUGGCAGCAGUGCAUAAGGGCUGUUUGAGCACUGCAGAUGCUCCUCUCCCCAGCACCCCAUGGGAGAUUUAGCAGAGAAGGAGAUGGAUAACCCCACGUUUAGAAGUGACACUGUGCUGUCUGAUGUCCACUUGCACUGCCCAAGCAAAAGACACCUCAUGGUACGACUGAAUGCAGUUGGACAGCCAGUGUUCCUGUCCUAUUUCAAACUCCUUUGGAGCACAGAAGAUUUGGCAUCUGGGAAACACAUGAGAGAAAUUACCACAGGAAGAGAACAGCAGCGCAGAAGUGGAGAUGAGCUGUGUGACAAGGACAGGAGUGACCUGAAAGAAGAAGGAGAAUUAAAUAGUGAAGGAGUAGGAGCUCUGCUAGAUGAGGAUGGAGACUUGGAAGUGGUUAGAAGACCUCGAAGUGCCUCUGAUUUGCAAGCAGAGGAUCUUUUGAGGGAUAUUGUGUGCCCUGUAAUUCUGAUGAAAGGGAAGGAAGAUGCUUUUGAAGAUGAAGAGCAGGAGUGCACUUGCAGUGAUGUUGUUAAAAUAGAACACACUAUGGCAACCCCCUUGGAAGACGUUGGUAAACAAGUCUGGCGUGCUGCCUUCCUUCUGGCUGAUUACAUUCUCUUUCAAAGGGACACGUUCAGGGGUUGCUCUGUGCUGGAGCUUGGAGGUGGCACUGGAAUUACCAGCAUCAUCAUGGGAACAGUUGCCAAGAGAGUUUAUUGCACAGAUGUUGGUGAAGAUCUCCUGGCCAUGUGUGAGCAAAAUGUUGCAUUAAACAAGCACCUGUUGGAGCCAGGAGGAGGGGAAAUUAAAGUGAAAGAAGUGGAUUGGCUGAAAGAUGAAUUCUGCACUGAUCCUGAAGCUCCUUAUAGCUGGUCUGAAGAAGAGAUUGCUGAUUUGCUUGAUCACUGUUCUGUGAUCAUGGCAGCUGAUGUGUUCUAUGAUGAUGAUCUGACAGAUGCCUUGUUCAGAACUCUGUAUAGAAUCACACACAACUUGAGAAAUUCUUGCACAGUUUACUUAGCACUGGAAAAGAGGCUGAACUUCACUUUAAGACAUAUGGAUAUUACAUGUGAAGCCUAUAGUCACUUUAGAAAUACUCUAAAUGAUCUGGAGAACCUCCAAGAUGGAAAAAUGAAAUAUACAGUGGAGCCCAUUAAGGCUGAUUUCUGCCAGUUCCUUGUUUAUGAACGGAUUGAGCAGUUGGAAUUGUGGAAGAUCAUGGCUGAACACCUAACCUGACAGGCCCAUGAGGAAAGAGAAGAUCUUUACCUAAGGAGAAGAGCUAGUUUGAUGUUCUGCUAAGAUAAGGAUGUUCAUCCCAAGAAAAGCAUUUUCCUGGUGGAAUUGUGUUCUCAGAAAGUAUUGCAAUGCAGUUUUGCUUUACUUUUUUGGUUUUGGCACUUCAUUUCUUGGACUUGUGCAGUUGGACAUGAUCUCUCUGAUGUUUCCAAGUACCUGCUGGAUGCCAAGCAGUGGCAGUGACACAGUGAAUUGCUCUUUGGGUUGAUGACUUCACUUUUAGAGUCUGGCAAAGAAGUAUUUAACCUUUUCCAUGUGGCUGAUUUGCAGAUGUCAUGCAUCUCCCUUUUUAGUUUACACAACAUGGACGCCGUUCUCAGUCUUAUCCCAGUUCCACACAUUAUUUGUAUUUAUGGACACUUGUGGAACAAUGUUCUGGACAAGACUUUUUUGUCAUGAAUGAAAUUUUCUUUAAGAAAUUUCUUUAUGAAACUUGGCCCUUAAUUCUCAGUUUGUCCUAUAUAAAUCACUCUAGUUUAGGGCCACUGUCUGACUUGAAAGGAAACAAGAUGCAUUUUUUUGAGCCUCUAAAAAUACUCCACAGAGGUUUUGGAGUAUAGGAAGUCCACGCUAUGUUGUCCUGCAGGAAUUUUAAGCUAUUCUUAAAAUUGGGCAGGUUGAGGAUGAGAAGGUACCACAUGAAGGGAGAUGUUACAGCUCUUGAAAUAUUUGGAAUUCUGCCCUCAGCAUACACAUGUGAGGCUGGGGGUAGAGAAGUGGCCAAGAAUGUCUUGCCCAAACAAAAUUGGGCCUCCAAUAUCUUACUUCUGGAUUAAAAUAAAACAUAUUUAUUAAA